This is a messenger RNA of Frieseomelitta varia, 936 nucleotides long. Its product is annotated as zinc finger protein 239-like. Lineage: Eukaryota; Metazoa; Arthropoda; Insecta; Hymenoptera; Apidae. The transcript is spliced from 5 exons. The record is from RefSeq and is a predicted model, not a curated record. Bases 184 to 936 code for a protein of 250 amino acids.
CGUUACAACCCUCUUUCUCACCUGUAAUCGCUUGCAUAAUCUGUUUGGAGUAGCGAACACCUAAUUUCAACUUAUCCUCCUUCAUGUCGGCAUUCUUCGGCAAAGUGCGGGAAAUCGUAUCGUCGCUGCCACUCGUGAAGUUGUUCUCCUCUCUUAGCAGAAGUCACGAAGAGAAAUUUUGUAAUGUCCGCGUGCAGCGUGGUGCAAGACGUGCCUUUAGAUUUGAGCUGUCGCAGCUCCGAGAGGAGAACGAGUUUGUUGAAUUCCUCGAGGUUUCAGAGAUACUUGCCUUGUCAGACGUGCGGGAAAAAUUUCGACCGACCUUCCCUGCUCAAAAGGCAUUUACGCACUCAUACAGGUGAAAAGCCGCAUGGUUGCGCCGUGUGUGGAAAAAUGUUCAGUACAAGCAGCUCCUUGAAUACACACGUUAGAAUACACACUGGAGAACGACCGCACGAGUGUCCAGUUUGUGGAAAGCGUUUCACUGCUUCGUCAAAUUUGUAUUAUCAUCGAAUGACACAUUACAAGGAGAAGCCGCAUAAAUGCAACGAAUGCGGCCGUUCCUUUCCGACCCCUGGUGAUUUGAGGGCCCAUGGAUAUUCUCACAGUGGUAACUGGCCGAUGCGAUGCCCGAUUUGCAAUCGCGGAUUCUGCAAGCCUGGAGCUCUGCAUCAUCACAUGCAAGUGCACACUGGAAAUCGAGGGUAUCGUUGCAACAUAUGCAAAAAGCAAUUCGCUGUGAUGAGUAAUUUACGAGUGCACGAGCGUUCCCACGAUCUCGAUGCGGUGUCAAUGCGAAAUACCGCCGACUCCUCGAACACGGCAAACAAGACGCUGAUAAAUCCAUUUACAUUCGACGAAGCGAAUAGAAAUCAUUUGCAACUCUCCGGAAUUUAUUCCUGGACCUCUUGGAUACCUGUGCAUUAUCCCAAGUGA